AUGGAACCCGGCAAAGCGAGCUAUAUUGAGGUGGAAACCACCAUUCCUGUCAUUGAAGGCUACCCCUCUCGUAUUGAAACUAGUCGUCUGCUCAUUCGACCACUGAUCUCAUCUGACCUGGACAAUUUGUGGUCUUUGAGACGCGCAGCUGCAGUUAUGAACCCCACAGGCCGCGGAAGACCAGAUUCUGACAUUGAGGAAACAAAGGAGGAGCUCUCUGCUCUGAGAGGUCCGUGGUAUAACUCGCAUCUGUAUUAUGGUAUAUUUCUCAGAAAUCGCGAUGGAGUAGAGGGCGACUUGAUUGGGGAUGGUGGGGUUCGACAACUCUUUGAUACAGAGAGUGGUUGGCCUGAAUUUGGCUACAAAUUCAAGGAAGAAUACUGGGGCAACGGUUACGCGACCGAGUUCGCCAAAGCUUUUCUGGAGGUUUGGUGGGGCCUGGCACGUCAACCUUCAAAACUUAGCAUUCACCCUGCACUACUUGAUCAUUACCACUCGCUGAACGCGCGAGAGCAGCUAUAUGGAUGGUCGAGGGUAACCAAUAAGGGCAGCGAAGGAGUCCUGCUGAAAUUGGGGUUUCGGUAUCUUUGUGAGCUGGACAAUAUGGUGCCCGAGUGGCGAAUAGCGUAUCAAAUACAAAACGAGUAA
Pestalotiopsis fici W106-1 is the source of this 648-nucleotide messenger RNA. RefSeq lists its product as uncharacterized. The record is from RefSeq and is a predicted model, not a curated record. The transcript has a single exon. Gene Ontology annotation, molecular function: acyltransferase activity, transferring groups other than amino-acyl groups. Bases 1 to 648 code for a protein of 215 amino acids. Lineage: Eukaryota; Fungi; Ascomycota; Sordariomycetes; Amphisphaeriales; Sporocadaceae.